GCAGAAAGAGAAUGAAAGAAGUAGAUAAUCUUGACAGUAUAAAAGAACAAUGGGUUUGUGAAACAAGACCUCCUGACAAUCAGCCCCUCAUUGAUAUUCAACAAAAGGACUGUGAAUAUUUUGCUCAUAGCCUUUUUGAGGAAGUAGAGAAGGUUGGUGGCAAACGCUCGUCCCCCACUAAACAGAAGAAACAGGUAGAUACAAAUAUAAAAUUGUGGAAAAAUGGAUUCACUGUCAACGAAGAUUUUAGAAGUUACUCUGAUGGUGCAAGUCAGCAGUUUCUGAACUCCAUCAAAAAGUGGGAGUUACCUUCAGAAUUACGGGGAGUUUUUGAUAAAGAGGAGGUGGAUGUUAAAGUUGAAGAUAAGAAAAAUAGGUAUUGCUACACUAAACCUCUGUUCCAGCUCUUCUCAGGACAGGGCCACAGACUAGGAAGUGCUACACCAAAAAUCGUUUCUAAAGCAAAGAGUAUCGAGGUUGACAACCAAAGCACGUUGUCUGCUGUCUCACUGAACAAUUUGGAGCCCAUUACCAGGAUCCAGCUCUGGUUAGCCAAUGGGGAAAGGACCGUCCAAAGAUUUAGUGUUUCUCAUAGGGUGAGCCACAUCAAAGACUUCAUUGAAAAAUACCAGGGAUCCCAGAGAAGCCCUCCAUUUGCCCUGGCAACAGCUCUUCCUUUCCUCAGAUUUCUGGAUGAGACUCUCACAUUGGAGGAAGUAGAUUUGCAGAAUGCUGUAAUCAUUCAGAGACUCCAGAAAACUGCCGAACCUUUUAGAAAACUCUGAUAGUUUUGAUUUCGAGAGGCUGAGUGAAAUGAUGGUUGGAAGUGGACAUCCCGAAGUGGGAGACAGAAGUCAAUGUGACUGAAUUUGUGCUUUGAGCACUACUUAAUUCCUUAAGAUGGGGGUUCUAAUAAUCACAAGUUAGGAGAGUACAUAUGGCUGGAAGCCACAACCUGCAUACUUUUCUCAAAAGGCUACUCAGAAAAAAAAAUAUACCCAUUUUCAAAUACUAGUUAGCAGAUAAGAUAUAUUAAAUAGCUGUAUCUUUAAUCUUAAUGUGAUCUAAAUUAGCAGAGCAUUCACAGCAUCAUCAUUCAAACAUUAUUUCCAACAGCAGAUAUUGUAUAAGUGUGAGCUAUCUCAGUUUUAAAAUAGCAAUACAUUAAAAUAUUACACGUGGUAUGUUAAAAGCAUCAAUGGAAUUAUUAUAUUUCCUAUGCCUCAUCUUCAGAGUUUCUCAGUUUUCACUCUGUGAUGGCAAG
This is a messenger RNA of Acomys russatus (golden spiny mouse), 1264 nucleotides long. Its product is annotated as UBX domain-containing protein 2A-like. Gene Ontology annotation, biological process: membrane fusion; autophagosome assembly; Golgi organization. Gene Ontology annotation, cellular component: cytosol; nucleus. The record is from RefSeq and is a predicted model, not a curated record. Lineage: Eukaryota; Metazoa; Chordata; Mammalia; Rodentia; Muridae. Gene Ontology annotation, molecular function: ubiquitin binding. The coding region runs from base 12 to 785 and encodes 257 amino acids. The transcript is spliced from 2 exons.